Molecule: messenger RNA, 798 nt
Organism: Ruditapes philippinarum (Manila clam)
Lineage: Eukaryota; Metazoa; Mollusca; Bivalvia; Venerida; Veneridae
Product: calmodulin-A-like
Molecular function (GO): calcium ion binding; enzyme regulator activity
Source: RefSeq, a predicted model, not a curated record
UGUACAAGUGAUGGCUAACAUGGGCGGACUUAGUGAACAAUCUGAGGAGGACGAAGAGAAAGAGUUGAGACAAGCUUUUACUGUUUUUGACAAAUCUGGGUGUGGCUACAUAUGUGCUUCGGAUAUCCGAGCAAUUCUACAAUGUCUAGGGGAAGAUCUGACAGAAGAAGAAAUCGAUGAAAUGAUUGCCGAGGUGGACAUUGACGGUGACGGCAGAAUAGAUUAUGACGAGUUUAUAGCGUGUGUUUGCUCCGACACAAGUGCUGACAAAGAGGACGGCAAGGUGGAAUCUCCGCGACCGAGUCCCAAAGUGGGCAAGUCCGAACCGGACACGACGCGUCCGCAACCACAGGUUGUAGUUAAUAGGAAUGCAGAUCCAAGCACCUCGAAAGCACAAGAUGGUCCUGAAUAGGUUCGGUGUACAGCAAACAUAAAUUAUGGACACAUAUAUAGCUUUUUCUUAACGUUUUUUUUCCUGUUUAUUCUAUGUCUCUAUAACGCUUAGAAAUGAGACACAUAAAUGCAAACCUGCAAAUUUCCAACAAAAUAUAUUCUUAUUGAAUACAAUCGGGCAUGCAGUGUACUGUAUUAAAUAUUCAAAUUAUAUUUGUAUUUAAAACCCUCUAUGAAAGAACCGCAAAAAAGGAAAUGUCGGAUGAUUUGACAACAAUCACUCACGUAAACGUUUACAGUUUCGAAAAAACAUAGUCUAAAUACCGAGAUGAAACAUUCUUCUGCUUCUGUUGUUGUGUUUCAUACCUUUAACUGUUGUAAUAAAAAGUUUUGUUUAUAUCAAAA